Messenger RNA from Tripterygium wilfordii, 1912 nucleotides. RefSeq names its product UDP-glycosyltransferase 90A1-like. The record is from RefSeq and is a predicted model, not a curated record. The transcript has a single exon. Bases 161 to 1561 code for a protein of 466 amino acids. NCBI's taxonomy places the organism in Eukaryota, Viridiplantae, Streptophyta, Magnoliopsida, Celastrales, Celastraceae. Gene Ontology annotation, molecular function: UDP-glycosyltransferase activity.
UGACUUAUAUUUUUCGUAUUACAUUCGCAGCAACAUGUUUAAUAAAUGACAGAUCCAUGUGCCUCCCCAUUUUUCCUCUAUAAAUUACUCCCAUCAGUUGCACCAAAAUAUACUAGCUUCAUAUUUCUCCAAAUCAUACACACUGCCAAAAAUUAUAAUCAUGAGUGCAAUUAAUGAUUCUCAAUACCAUGUCGUUUUGUUCCCUUUCAUGUCAAAAGGCCACACUAUCCCACUCCUCUACCUAGCCCGCCUCCUCCUACGCCGCAACAUCGCCGUCACCAUCUUCACCACUCCGGCCAACCGUCCCUUCAUUGCCAACUCCCUCCGCGAAAACUCCUCCGUCUCUAUCAUCGACAUCCCCUUUCCGGAAAACAUCCCCGAGAUCCCUCCCGGAAUUGAGAGCACCGACAAGCUCCCUUCAAUUUCACUGUUCCCCCAAUUUGGCUUGUCCACCAAGAAAAUGCAACCCUAUUUUGAAUCCGAGCUUGAGAGACUGCCGCGUGUAGAUUUCAUGGUCUCCGACGGGUUCCUGUGGUGGACUCUUGAUUCCGCUAACAAAUUCGGUUUUCCGAGACUCGUAUUUUUUGGUAUGUCCAUAUACUCUUCAUGUGUUUCAAGAGCCGCGUUUGAGGAUAAGCUUCUGUUUGGGCCCGAAUCUGACACCGACCCGAUCACUCUGACCCGAUUCCCAUGGAUCCGGGUCACGAAGAGAGGUUUUGAUCGGCUUACGACAGACCCGAAAACGCUCGCUGAUUUCAAGAUGUUGACGAACGGGUCGAUGCUCAAGAGCUAUGGUGUGGUCAUGAAUACCUUCUACGAGCUUGAGCCUGUUUUUGUGGAUGAUUACAAUAGUCGUCAUGGUGAGCCCAAAGGAUGGUGCGUUGGGCCUCUUUGUUUAGCUGAUGAUGGGCCUGAAAAGCCCAAUAAGCCCAAUUGGAUUCUUGAUUGGCUAGACCAAAAACUAGAGCAGGGAAGGUCAGUUUUGUACAUAGCAUUUGGUAGCCAAGCAGAGAUCUCAACAGACCAAAUCAAAGAAAUAGCAAUUGGGUUGGAGAAAUCUGGGGUGGAUUUUUUGUGGGUGAUUAGAAAAAGUGAAGCAGAAUUGGGAGAAGGGUUUGAAGAGAGAGUGAAAGGGAGAGGAAUUGUAGUGAGAGAUUGGGUUAAUCAGUGGGAGAUCUUGGAGCAUCAAAGUGUACAAGGGUUUUUGAGUCACUGUGGAUGGAAUUCAGUGUUGGAGGGUAUAUGCGCUGGUGUGCCAAUUCUGGCAUGGCCUAUGAUGGCAGAGCAGCCACUGAAUGCAAAAAUGGUAGUGGAAGAGAUAAAGGUGGGUUUCAGAGUGGAGACAAGUGAUGGGUUUGUGAAGUGGGAGAGGUUGGAGAAGAUGGUGAAGGAGUUGAUGGAGGGAGAGAUGGGGAAGGAGGUUAGGAAGAAUGUGAAGGUGAUUGCAGAUACGGCCGAGAAGGCUAUGGAGGAGAAUAGUGGGUCUUCAUGGAAGACCUUGGAUUUACUCAUUCAGGAGAUCUGUGACUGUCCAAAUAAGGUCGCAGAGGUCCUAAAUUGAUAAUAUGCCAUGCAUGGGGACUAAUAAUUCUUGGGCUGUGUACUAGGGUAAAUCCAUCGGUUCGCACAACAAUUUAUAAACAAGUAAUAUGCAAAUGCUGGUGAAGUGCUUCAAAAUUGUAGCAUUGGAAAACUAAUAUAAAAUGCUCUCCAAAAACCCUUGAAUUAUCUGCACUAAAAUUGUUGUUUGGAUGGAUACAAACAUGGUUACAAACCCUUACCAAACGCAGCCAUUGUUAGUUUGGUAAAACAUAUUAUUGAAAGUAGCAGAUAUGUUAAUAGAAAUGAUAGUAACAGAAAUGUUGGAUAAUUUUAAUAGCAGAGAUGCUGUCUGAAUGGUUGAUAGUGUUUA